This is a messenger RNA of Prosopis cineraria, 1164 nucleotides long. RefSeq lists its product as uncharacterized. Gene Ontology annotation, cellular component: endosome; lytic vacuole. Gene Ontology annotation, molecular function: SNARE binding. Gene Ontology annotation, biological process: SNARE complex assembly. The transcript has 10 exons. The record is from RefSeq and is a predicted model, not a curated record. NCBI's taxonomy places the organism in Eukaryota, Viridiplantae, Streptophyta, Magnoliopsida, Fabales, Fabaceae. The coding region runs from base 16 to 894 and encodes 292 amino acids.
GGAGACUUAAGGAAAAUGGGGGACUUGUACGCCUUGGACUUCGACGGAGUUCUCUGUGAUAGCUGCAGAGAAAGCUCUAUCUCCGCCGUCAAGGUUCGCCUCCUUUACCCUCCUCUGAUUGAAGAAAGCAACGAAAAUACAACAAAUGUUUUUGUAUCAUUUCUAAUUGAAACAGCUGCUAAGGUGAGAUGGCCUGGUUUAUUUGACGGCGUCGAUUCAGCCACAGAGGAUUGGAUUGUUGACCAGAUGCAUGCGGUGCGACCAGUGGUGGAAACUGGAUAUGAAAACAUUUUGCUUGUGAGGCUAUUGCUUGAGACAAGAACACCUUCCAUGAGGAAGUCUUCGGUUGCGGAGGGCCUUACAGUUGGGGGUAUAUUGGAGAAUUGGCUUGUGUUGAAGCCCGUUAUCAUGAAAGAAUGGGGUGAAGAAAACAGGGCUGCUCUAAUAGAUCUUUAUGGGAAAAUCAGAGAUGAAUGGUUGGAGAAUGAUUUCACUACUUGGAUUGGUGCGAACAGAUUCUAUCCCGGUGUCAGUGAUGCACUGAAGUUUGCAAGCUCAAGAGUGUACAUUGUCACCACAAAACAGUGCCGUUUUGCUGAUGCUUUACUUCGGGAGCUUGCUGGUGUGACCAUACCGCCUGAAAGAAUAUAUGGCCUAGGAACUGGCCCAAAGGUGGAAGUGCUGAAGCAGCUUCAAAAGAAACCAGAGCACCAAGGGCUCAGACUACACUUUGUUGAAGAUCGGCUUGCAACCUUGAAAAAUGUUAUCAAGGAGCCUGAGUUAGACGGAUGGAAUUUGUAUCUAGUGGAUUGGGGGUACAACACUCAGAAGGAGAGAGAGGAAGCGGCAACCAUUCCAAGGAUUCGCCUUCUUGAGCUCUCUGACUUCAAAUGAAGCUGUUAUUCUGUCUCAAGCCUAUGUUCAAAAAGUGGACCAGUUAUUAAACAAAGAGAGAGAGGUUUCAAGGAUUUGGGAUGUUUCUACGGAUUAACAGACGACCUGAGGAAGAAACGGGAUCCUCAAUGUUAAUUCCCUUCGGCCUGUCCAAUCCGAUUCUUGAAACUCGCUCAAGUUGUCAGGAUGUUAACCUUUGUAUGAAUGACUUGUUAUAUUUUGUGAUUUUCAUAUUAAUUUUCGACUUAUGAGGAAAACUUUUCAAAAUCA